This is a messenger RNA of Mauremys reevesii (Reeves's turtle), 7788 nucleotides long. It is a transcript of the gene ATRNL1, whose product is annotated as attractin like 1. Gene Ontology annotation, cellular component: Golgi apparatus. Lineage: Eukaryota; Metazoa; Chordata; Testudines; Geoemydidae. The record is from RefSeq and is a predicted model, not a curated record. Bases 838 to 5370 code for a protein of 1510 amino acids. The transcript has 36 exons. Gene Ontology annotation, molecular function: protein binding.
AGCACCUGCACACCUUGUUUCUCCUGGAGAAGAAGGGGCCUCAACGGGGAAGAUUACCAUAGGAAGAGGAUAGUGACCAGGAAGAAGGCUGCUCCAUGUAGAGAUUGCUAGUUACAGAGGCAAGCCAGUGGCACAGGAGACAGCCACUGAACAGGCUGCUUCCAGAGCCACCCCAGCUGACAGCCAAGCAACAUGCCUCAGGAAGAUGGGGCUGGGGGCCACCACCCCUAGGGAGGCUCCAAAUCCUGCACUGUUGUGGAGAAAAAAGCGUGCGUCAGGCUCAGAGGUGGGGAGUGGGCUGAAGAAAGUUGCUCAAAUUCCUGCCAGAUGACUAAUUGGGUAUCUUCAUGUCCAUGGUACUUAAGAUGUCUUAGUGCUACUAGUUCUCCUGUGGCUUAGAUCGUCUUCCAGCAGGUCCUGGUAACGUGCAUCAAAGAGUUUUAAAAGAAGUGGCUGAGGAGCUCCCUGGACCAUCAAUGUUGAUUUCCAAAAAGUCCUGGAAUACUGAAGAACUUCCAGAAGACUGGGAGAAAGGAAUGGCUUUCCUCCUAUCCAGCGAUUUGUCCUGUAUGAAAGAGGAAAAGUCGCCCCCGAGUAAGGCAGAGCGCUCUGAAACCAAACCAAACCAUAGUGUGUUUUUUCCCUUUAGCGUGUCACAGCGGUUGGAAAUAUUUUUGAAAUCCUCCUCCCCGUGCUCUGCCGAAGGUUUGGAAGAUCCGCUUCACUUCUUGUUUAACAAGACGACGACCCCGUGGGCGCAGUGCGCUGUCCCUCCCUCGUGCAAACCCCAACCACCGGCGCAAGGCGCUGUGCCUUUAAGGGGCUCCUCGGCUGCACAUGCUCAGCUCUCUUUGUGGGGUAGUUGGAUUGUCUCUCAGGCGAAGCAGCAGCUGCUGCAGCAGCAGCAGGAGGAGGAGGAGGAGGAGGACGCUCUCCCGGCGGCUGAGGGUGGGAGCCGCCCGCAGCCCCGCAGUGCCGCCGUCCGGCGCGGGUCGGGUGGCUGGGCGGGGGUCUGUUCCGAGCCGCCCGGCGGAGUCCGCGCGUCCGGCGGCGACGAUGGAUCCGGGGAGCGCCUGGCGGAGGGUGGCCGGCUCCCCUGCGCCCCACGGAGUGUGGAGACCUUGUUCCUCUUCCCCCUGCUGCUCAGCCUCGCUGCUGGAUAUGAACAGCUGGUUGCUCUUCUACGGCGUCCUGUACCUGGUGCUCUAUGCCCAGGUGUCCCAGUCCAAGCCCUGCGACAGGACUUCUUGCUUCUCCGGGCGGUGUGUCAACUCCACCUGCCUCUGUGACCAGGGCUGGGUAGGAGACCAGUGCCAGCAUUGCCAGGGCCGGUUCAAGUUAACAGAACCCUCUGGAUAUUUAACGGAUGGACCAAUAAAUUAUAAAUAUAAAACUAAAUGUACAUGGUUAAUUGAAGGAUAUCCUAAUGCAAUAUUAAGAUUAAGAUUUAAUCAUUUUGCCACAGAAUGCAGUUGGGACCAUAUGUAUGUUUAUGAUGGAGAUUCAGUAUAUGCACCUUUAAUAGCUGUAUUUAGUGGUCUGAUAGUCCCUGAGGUGCGGGGAAAUGAAACUGUUCCUGAAGUAGUUACUACAUCUGGCUAUGUGUUGCUACACUUUUUUAGUGAUGCUGCUUAUAACCUAACUGGAUUUAACAUAUUUUACUCCAUUAAUUCCUGUCCUAACAAUUGCUCAGGGCAUGGGAAGUGUACAACUAGUGUUUCCAUUCCAAGCCAAGUGUACUGUGAGUGUGACAAGUAUUGGAAAGGCGAAGCCUGUGAUAUUCCAUACUGUAAAGCUAACUGUGGGAGCCCAGAUCAUGGCUACUGUGAUCUGACAGGCGAGAAGCUGUGUGUGUGCAAUGAUAGCUGGCAAGGCCCUGAUUGUUCUUUGAACGUUCCUUCCACGGAGUCUUACUGGAUUCUACCAAAUGUAAAGCCAUUCAGUCCUUCUGUAGGUCGGGCUUCUCAUAAAGCAGUUCUACAUGGAAAAUUUAUGUGGGUGAUUGGUGGAUAUACCUUUAACUACAGUUCAUUCCAAAUGGUAUUAAACUAUAAUUUAGACAGCAACAUAUGGAAUGUAGUACCUGUAUCAAAAGGACCUCUCCAGAGAUAUGGACACAGUCUUGCUUUAUAUCAGGAAGACAUCUACAUGUAUGGAGGCAAAAUUGAAACAAAUAAUGGGAAUGUCACUGAUGAGCUGUGGAUAUUCAACAUAAACAGUCAAACAUGGAGUACCAAAAUUCCUGCAAUACUUGUACAUGGCCAACAGUAUGCUGUGGAGGGUCACUCAGCGCAUAUAGUAGAGUUGGACAGCAGAGAUGUUGUCAUGAUCAUCAUUUUUGGAUACUCUGCAGUGUAUGGUUACACAAGCAGUGUGCAAGAGUACUAUAUCAGAUCAAAUUCAUGGCUUGUGGCAGAAACAAAAGGAGCAAUUGUGCAAGGUGGAUAUGGUCAUACUAGUGUCUAUGAUGAAAUGACAAAAUCCAUUUAUGUUCAUGGUGGAUACAAAGCAUUGCCUGGCAAUAAAUAUGGAUUGGUGGAUGACCUUUAUAGAUAUGAAGUUAAUACGAGGACAUGGACUAUUUUGAAAGAGAGUGGUUUUGCAAAGUAUCUUCAUUCAGCUGUCUUAAUAAGUGGAGCUAUGCUGAUUUUUGGUGGAAAUACCCAUAAUGAUACUUCUCUGAGUAAUGGUGCAAAGUGCUUUUCAGCUGACUUUCUGGCAUAUGACAUAGCUUGUGAUGAAUGGAAAAUUUUACCAAAACCUAAUCUGCAUCGAGAUUUGAACAGAUUUGGACACACUGCAGUUGUCAGUAAUGGGUCCAUGUACAUAUUUGGGGGUUUUUCAAGUGUUCUGUUGAAUGAUAUCCUUGUGUACAAGCCUCCAGACUGUGAAGCAUUCAGACAAGAAGAACUGUGUAAAAAUGCUGGUCCAGGGAUAAGAUGUCUGUGGAAGAAAAACCAUUGUGAAUCCUGGGAAUCUGGACAUGCUCACAACGUCCUUGAAGCAAAGUGUACCAGAAAAACAGCUGCUGCAGAUGACAGAUGUUACAGAUAUGCAGACUGUGCCAGUUGUACCGCCAAUACAAAUGGUUGCCAGUGGUGUGAUGACAAGAAGUGCAUUUCAGCGAACAGUAACUGCAGUAUGUCAGUCAAAAACUACACCAAAUGUCAUGUGAGAAAUGAACAGAUCUGUAAUAAAUUGACCAGCUGUAAAAGUUGCUCACUAAACCUGAACUGCCAGUGGGAUCAGCGUCAGCAAGAAUGCCAGGCUUUACCAGCUCAUCUGUGUGGGGAAGGAUGGAGUCACAUUGGCGAUGCCUGCCUUCGCAUAAAUUCUAGUCGUGAAAGCUAUGACAAUGCCAAACUAUACUGCUACAAUUUGAGUGGGAAUCUUGCCUCAUUAACAACCUCAAAAGAAGUGGAAUUUGUUCUGGAUGAAAUACAGAAGUAUACAGUUCAGAAAAUAUCACCUUGGGUAGGUUUGCGCAAGAUCAACAUCUCCUACUGGGGAUGGGAUGACAUGUCUCCUUUCACAAAUACGACACUGCAAUGGCUUCCUGGAGAACCAAAUGACUCUGGCUUCUGUGCAUAUCUAGAAAGAGCAGAGGUGUCAGGGCUGAAAGCGAAUCCAUGCACCGCUAAGGCAGAUGGUCUUGUCUGUGAAAAACCUGUUGUUAGUCCUAAUCAAAAUGCUAGACCCUGCAAAAAAACAUGUUCCCUGAGAACAACAUGUUCCAACUGCACGAGCAAUGGCAUGGAGUGUAUGUGGUGUAGCAGUACAAAACGAUGCGUUGACUCCAAUGCCUAUAUAAUCUCCUUUCCAUAUGGACAGUGCCUAGAGUGGCAAACUGCUACCUGCUCUCCUCAAAACUGCUCUGGAUUGAGGACCUGUGGGCAGUGUUUGGAACAGCCUGGAUGCGGCUGGUGCAAUGAUCCCAGUAAUACAGGAAAAGGGCAUUGUGUGGAAGGAUCUUCAAGAGGGCCAAUGAAGCUUGUUGGAGUGCACUCCAAUGAAAUGGUUCUUGACACUAAUCUUUGUCCAAAAGAGAAAAAUUAUGAAUGGUCUUUCAUCCACUGUCCAGCUUGCCAGUGUAAUGGGCACAGCACCUGCAUCAAUGGCAAUAUUUGUGACCAGUGUAAAAACCUAACUACAGGAAAACAGUGUGAAACAUGCAUGCCAGGUUACUAUGGAGAUCCAACAAAUGGAGGCCAAUGUACAGCUUGCACGUGCAGUGGACAUGCAAAUAUUUGUCACAUGCAAACAGGAAAAUGUUUUUGUGCAACUAAAGGAAUCAAAGGAGACCAGUGUCAACUCUGUGACUCUGAAAACAGGUACCUUGGAAAUCCACUCAGGGGAACGUGUUACUACAGCCUUUUGAUUGACUACCAGUUUACCUUCAGCUUAUUACAAGAAGAUGAUCGCCACUUCACUGCCAUAAACUUUAUAGCAAACCCUGAACAGUCAAACAAAAAUUUGGAUAUAUCAAUUAAUGCUUCAAACAACUUUAACCUCAAUAUUACAUGGUCUAUUGGUUCUACAGCAGGAACAAUAUCUGGAGAAGAGAUUCCUGUUGUUUCCAAGACUAAUAUCAAGGAAUUUACAGAUAGCUUUUCUUGUGAAAAAUUCAACUUUCGGAGUAACCCAAACAUCACUUUCUAUGUGUAUGUCAGCAAUUUUUCCUGGCCAAUCAAAAUACAGGUUGCCUUUUCACAGCACAACACCAUCAUGGAUCUCGUGCAGUUCUUUGUCACCUUCUUCAGUUGUUUUUUGUCCUUACUGCUGGUGGCUGCUGUCGUUUGGAAGAUCAAACAAACCUGUUGGGCUUCUCGACGGAGAGAGCAACUUAUGCGGGAGCGACAGCAGAUGGCCAGCCGUCCCUUUGCUUCUGUCGAUGUAGCACUGGAAGUAGGAGCUGAGCAAACAGACUUUCUACGAGGGCCAUUAGAGGGCUCUCCUAAACCAAUUGCCAUUGAGCCUUGUUCAGGAAACAAAGCAGCAGUCCUUACUGUAUUUUUAUGUCUACCGAGAGGAUCAUCAGGAGUCCCACCCCCUGGUCAAUCAGGUCUUGCAAUUGCAAGUGCAUUGAUAGACAUUUCCCAACAGAAGCCUGCAGACUGUAAAGAUAAGAGUUCAGGAGUCAGAAAUCGAAAGCAUCAUCUUUCAACACGUCAAGGAACUUAUGCAGAAUUUCAUCUGAUCUUCACUUUCAUCCUAUUUAAAGAAAUAUCCUGCAUACAAAAUUCAUAUAAUAAACUUCCAAAAGCCAGCUUGAUUCCAACAGUGGUUCUGAGAUCAUCCAUCCAAUAUGGGACCUCACCAAAUCAAUGCUCAACAACAACAAAAAAGCUAACAGAAAAGCAUCCUCUCUAGUAGGCAUUAGUCUAACAAGCUUUGAGGAACUUGUUCACCAUUGUAAAAACUCCAAUAAACAGCUUCAUAUGGCCCGCCUCGCUGUAUUUUCAGUUAGUUAUAAUUCUGAAAUACAGCAAAAGAAAAAAAGAGUGUUGGGGGGGAGGUAGCAGAUGGGUCUUAUUCUCAUUUAUGCAUUAAACGUUGAUGAUGGUUUAUAUGAAACCAAUAGUUUUGUUAGCUCUUGCUCAGAAGUGAAGUUUAUCACCUCCACGGUUGCCAAGGUGCUAAUGUAGGAGAGAGCCACAGAGGUAUAAAUUCCUCUUGUAUAUGAUAGAGUUUUGGUAAAUAUGAAAGAUAUAAAAAGAUAAUUGAUGUUUACUACUAUAGCUGUAUUUUUCAUUUUCUUUUUUAUUUCAGGAAGGUGAUGACAUUUUACUGUUUGCAGUUGACUACAUAGUUACUUGCAUGCCAUGGUGGUGCAGUAGCAGUAAUAAAGCCCUGUUGUGAGUUGAUAGUGUUUAUUUUGUAAUGCCAGUAACAGAAAACUAUUCCACUUAAUUUGGAUGAGGACUGAAUGUAAAAAUUAAAUAAAUAUUAAAAAGAAUGGUUGUACAGGAUUAUUAGGUUGCAUCUGCUAUAUUGUUUUGACAAAUUGUGCAUUUAUGAAUUAUGCUAUAAUUAUUCCUUAGCUGGCAUGAUUGUUUCAGUAUUUUCCUAUCUUAAAAUAUGACUGAUUCUUAAGCUAAAAUAAUGCCAUUAUGAUAUUGUGUUUUUAUUGACUAUGCUGACCUCACUCCCUUAUUUCUUAAAACCUAAGAUUCAUUUUGAAAGAUUCUUUUGUGAAUUUUCAGUCAAUGCUACUUAAAACCUGGAAAAAAGAGUCUUCUGAAAAUAGCUCCUUCUGUCAGUUUUAAUGCGGAACUGCUUGAGGGAAAAUAAGCCAGUAGAGCUGGUGUGCAUGGUGAAUUAGCUAUUCAAAAAGAAAAGAAAAAUAAACCACUUGUCUGGAAAUUUUCCCUAAUUCUGUAAUAUCUUUCUGUCGAAACAUUACACAUGAAAAAUAUACAUUUCUUUGUGUGUACCUGAGACCCAUGGUACACAGGGCAUGUAUUCUACAGAGCAAUUUCUCUGACUGGAAUCCCCAAGUGGGAAUUGCAUCUACCUGUAGUCACCUGGAGUUUGAUGUUACUUGAAAAGUAAAUUUAAGUUUAAAUGGAUUAUAAUGUUUAUUGUAGCACUUGAGAUGGGCAGAUAUUCAUUAGGCAUUUUAUAAAGUUAUCAGUUAAAAACAUGUUGUUUUUAUUGUUCAGGUAAAGUACCAGUGUCAUCGGGUCAUUCAACAUGUUCAUUAUAUUCAGAGUACUUUUUCUAACACUUCCGUGAUCAUUCUUCUCCCAGGCUCCCUGCAUACAAAUUAGUAAAAGAAAAUGCAUUAAAGAGAAAUAUUAAUGUAAUGGUCACCAUUAAAUGGAAGUUUGCAACAGGAAUCAAACCACAGUAUCUGUGUAACUGUGGUUACUUUGUUUUAGGUCUAUGAAAAUACUGAUGUGUCUCAGUGCCACACUGUGCCAGUUGUUGGCAAAUACUGACUCUUAAUGGUGACCACUGUACACUGGGUGACAGAUAUUCUCAUUUGCUUUAUGCUCAAGAAUGUUCAGUGCUCUGCUCCCAGAAUAUUUUUGAACUCUUGAUCAAAUUCAGAAAAUGUUGAGUGACCCUUUGUAACUUUAGCAUGAUUUAUGUUGGACUAAGAAUGCAGGGCUAAAAACUGAUCUGAAUAGUGGCCCUGUGGUGAAAUUCUGACCAUCAGGAUUCGAUAUCUGUAUAUAUUUUCUUUGCAAACCAGUCAUGGAUACUUCUAGGGGGAAAUUCACAGCUAUAAAUUACUGUUCAAAGCAAAGUAACAGAUAUAUUCCAUACUGUAGAAUGGUGAACCAAUCUCUCCAUUUCUCGUGUGUGUGUGUAUACCCUCUCAUGAAGCUACUUGAAUAUAGUCUGUGUAAAUAAGUUACACUUCAGAAUGUAAUGAGUUCGAGUAAUUAUAUUUCUUUGUAAGAGACAGAUAUAUAUCUUUAAAUGGGCAAAUUCAGAUUUAGAUCUGACUGCAUUUUUUUUUUACAAUGGGGCCCUCUAUUUAUAUAGUAGAACCAAAAAUGUAGAACAUUGGAAAAGUUUGGAUCUUGAUAUAUAGAGUCUGAUGUAUAAAAUCAGCAGCAAUGAUUAAUUUUCCAAACAAUUUACACUGUAGGUCUGGAAUCCUGAGGGUAAGAAUUUUGGGAACACUUUAACAACAGUUCAAUUUUUAGGCCUAAUAACUUUGACAGUAUUCAUCUAGAUUAUACAGUCAUUAUGUAUUUAAUUUGAUUACCAGUUGUUGUUUUUUUAAAACCACCUGAAGGGUUUCUGACAAUAAAGGUAAAGUCUCUGUUAAAAAUA